This is a messenger RNA of Sebastes umbrosus (honeycomb rockfish), 799 nucleotides long. RefSeq names its product acyl-CoA thioesterase 13 (gene acot13). The coding region runs from base 78 to 506 and encodes 142 amino acids. The transcript is spliced from 3 exons. Gene Ontology annotation, molecular function: fatty acyl-CoA hydrolase activity. The record is from RefSeq and is a predicted model, not a curated record. NCBI's taxonomy places the organism in Eukaryota, Metazoa, Chordata, Actinopteri, Perciformes, Sebastidae.
GACGAUUUAUAGAAGGCGACCGUUUCCGGUGUGAAGUAAACACAAGUUUGACAUUGGCUUCAUUUGACUCGUUAAAUAUGGUUUCUCUGUCUUUAAACUCGUUAAAACAAAUAAUGAGAGCAAUGGUAGAUAAUCAGGGCUUCGACAGAGUCCUGAGAAAGGUGGACGUUUUGUCUGCGAGCCCAGGUAAGGUGGUGUGUGAGCUGCGGGUAGACGAGGAGCACACCAACCGGGGAGGGACGCUCCACGGCGGGCUGACAGCCACCCUGGUCGAUGUCAUCUCCACCAUGGCUAUCAUGUACUCUGAGAGGGGAGCACCAGGAGUCAGUGUGGACAUGAACAUAACAUACAUGAAUGCUGCCAAGAUUGGAGAGGACGUUCUCAUCACUGCUCAGGUUCUGAAGCAAGGACGGACGCUGGCGUUUGCCACCGUCGACCUCACCAGCAAGGCCACAGGAAAGCUCAUAGCACAGGGGAGACACACUAAACACCUUGGCAGCAGCUAAACUGUCUCGCCGCAGGUGCCUGUCUGUCUAUCACAUAUCUAACUGUACUGUCAAAACAAGGGACUAACUAGUUUGCAAAACCACUGACUAUGUACAAAAUAUGGCGUUAACAGUGGUGAGUGCAACAAAUCCUUCUCACAGUUACUUACUUGAUGAGUGUUGUUACCAUUGUACAUAUUUGUCGUCGAACAGAUACAGAGAAACUACUAGCUGUAUGGUCAGAAUCAGUCCUGACCUAACUACUGUAUCAAUUGUACUGUUUCAUGCACAUGCAAUAAAACAAAUAGACAAGA